UCCUGAGGCGGUUGGUCUGGGCAACCUGCUCCCUUGCUGCUGCCUUCGCUUCCCUUCGCCCGCUUCCCUUCGAGCGGCGCCCCCGCCGCGAGCUGCCUCGCCGCCCUGCUCGGUGUGGGGGACGCGGGGCGGGCAGACGGAGGCCUGGCUUGGCCUUCGGCUCCUGACGAGGCUCCCAGCCCCGCCGCCUGAGGAGAAAGCGGCAACGGCGGGGAGCGAGAGGCGGCGGGCGCCUUGAGCGCGAGGAGGACGGCAAGUACGAGGCGGCGGCGGCGCUGAGGUUUUAUAGUGCUUUCCUGAGCAUGAAUUCAGAAUGAAGCGGCGAUUGGAUGAACAGGAGUCACCUGUGUAUGCGUCACAGCAGAGACGUAUCGCCAGCAACACAGAACCAUUCCAACACCAGCAUCGUGUUCUUGCUCCAGCACCUCCUGUAUAUGAAUCUGUUUCGGAGACCAUGCAAUCUGCUACUGGGAUACAGUACUCUGUAACACCCAGCUACCAGGUGUCCACUGUGCCGCAGAGCUCCAGCAGUCAUGGGCCCACUCUCGCAACUGCCCAUAGUGGGCAUCACCAUCCCAACCCACCCCAGCCUCAUGGCAGCCAAGUGGUGCAGAGUCAUGCUCACCCAACUCCCCCUGCACCACCAGUGCAGGGGCAGCAACAGUUCCAGAGGCUGAAGGUGGAAGAUGCCCUCUCCUACCUUGACCAAGUGAAGCUGCAAUUUGGCAGCCAGCCUCAAGUCUACAACGACUUCUUGGACAUCAUGAAGGAGUUUAAAUCUCAAAGCAUUGAUACUCCAGGAGUGAUUAGCCGAGUGUCUCAGCUGUUCAAAGGCCAUCCUGAUUUGAUUAUGGGUUUCAACACUUUCUUGCCUCCUGGCUACAAAAUUGAAGUGCAGACUAAUGACAUGGUGAAUGUAACGACACCAGGGCAGGUUCAUCAGAUCCCGACCCACGGCCUCCAGCCCCAGCCUCAGCCCCAGCCCCAGCCCCAGCAUCAGUCUCAGCCAUCAGCACAGUCUGCCCCAGCCCCAGCACAGCCAGCACCACAGCCGACACCUGCCAAGAUCAGCAAGCCAUCCCAGCUACAGACACAUACACCAACCAGCCAGCAGACUCCCCCAAUCCCCUAUGCAUCCCCUCGCUCUCCACCAGUCCAGCCCCAUGCACCUGUGACAAUCUCUCUUGGAUCCACACCAUCCCUCCAGAAUAACCAGCCGGUUGAGUUUAAUCAUGCAAUCAACUACGUCAAUAAGAUCAAGAAUCGUUUCCAGGGACAGCCAGACAUUUACAAGGCUUUCUUGGAGAUCCUCCAUACCUAUCAGAAAGAGCAGCGGAAUGCCAAGGAAGCAGGAGGCAACUACACACCGGCACUGACUGAGCAGGAGGUCUAUGCCCAGGUGGCCCGUCUUUUCAAGAACCAGGAAGAUCUGCUCUCGGAGUUUGGGCAGUUCCUGCCAGAUGCAAACAGCUCUGUGCUUUUAAGCAAGACAACUGCAGAGAAAGUGGAGUCUGUAAGAAAUGACCAUGGGGGCACAGUCAAGAAGCCCCAACUUAACAGCAAGCAGCAAAGACCUAAUCAGAAUGGCUGUCAGAUCCGGCGGCAUGCCGCAACUGGGACAACUCCUCCAGUGAAGAAGAAACCAAAGCUGCUCAGUUUGAAGGACCCUUCAGUGGUAGAAGCUGGAAAACAUGGGACAGAGUCUCUGUUCUUUGACAAGGUUCGGAAAGCUCUGCGAAGCACAGAAGCAUAUGAGAAUUUCCUCCGUUGCCUGGUCAUUUUUAAUCAGGAGGUGAUAUCCCGAGCUGAGCUUGUGCAGUUAGUUUCUCCAUUUUUGGGGAAAUUCCCAGAGCUGUUCACUUGGUUUAAAAACUUUCUGGGCUACAAAGAGUCUGCACACAUGGAGACUUUCCCUAAGGAACGGGCUACAGAAGGGAUAGCAAUGGAAAUAGACUACGCUUCUUGUAAGAGACUUGGCUCUAGCUACAGAGCCUUGCCGAAGAGCUACCAGCAGCCCAAGUGCACUGGUCGGACUCCGUUGUGUAAGGAGGUUUUGAAUGACACCUGGGUCUCCUUUCCAUCCUGGUCUGAAGAUUCCACGUUUGUGAGCUCCAAGAAGACUCAGUAUGAAGAGCACAUCUACCGGUGUGAGGAUGAACGAUUUGAGCUGGAUGUUGUCUUGGAGACCAACCUAGCGACCAUCAGAGUCCUAGAGAUGAUACAGAAGAAACUCUCACGCUUAUCAGCUGAGGAGCAGGCCAAAUUCCGGCUGGACAACACUUUGGGCGGCUCCUCAGAAGUUAUUCAUCGCAAGGCAUUGCAGAGGAUAUAUGCUGACAAGGCAGCUGACAUCAUUGAUGGGCUUAGGAAGAAUCCAGCCGUCGCAGUCCCUAUUGUGUUGAAAAGGUUAAAAAUGAAAGAGGAGGAGUGGAGAGAAGCCCAGAGAGGAUUCAACAAAGUAUGGCGGGAACAGAAUGAGAAAUACUACCUGAAGUCCCUUGACCACCAGGGCAUCAACUUUAAACAAAAUGACACCAAGGUCUUAAGAUCAAAGAGCCUUCUUAGCGAGAUUGAGACUAUUUACGAUGAGAGGCAGGAGCAGACUUCUGAAGAUAACAUUGGCCCUCACCUGUCCUUGGCCUACGAAGAUAAACAGAUCCUGGAUGACGCUGCCUCUCUAAUUAUCCACCACGUGAAGCGGCAGACAGGCAUCCAGAAAGAGGACAAAUACAAAAUCAAGCAGAUCAUGUAUCACUUCAUCCCAGACCUGCUCUUUGCUCAGCGAGGCGAGCUGUCUGAUGUGGAGGAGGAGGAAGAGGAAGAGAUGGAUGUGGACGAAGGCUCAGGGGCUGUGAAAAAGCACAAUGGUGUGGGGGGUAGUAGCCCUCCUAAAGCCAAGCUGCUCUUCAGCAACACGGCAGCCCAGAAGCUGCGUGGAAUGGAUGAAGUCUACAACUUGUUCUAUGUCAACAACAACUGGUACAUUUUCCUCCGUCUCCACCAGAUCCUCUGCUUGCGGUUGCUGCGAAUAUACAACCAGGCCGAACGGCAGAUUGAAGAGGAGAAUCGGGAAAGGGAGUGGGAGCGGGAUGUGCUGGGUGUCAAGCGUGACAAGAGUGACAGCCCUGCCAUCCAGCUGCGGUUGAAAGAGCCAAUGGAUAUCGAUGUGGAAGAUUACUACCCAGCUUUCCUAGACAUGGUGCGGAACCUGCUGGACGGCAACAUGGACUCUUCGCAAUAUGAGGACUCUCUUCGCGAGAUGUUCACCAUCCAUGCCUACAUUGCCUUCACCAUGGACAAGCUGAUUCAGAGUAUUGUUAGACAGCUUCAGCACAUUGUGAGCGACGAACUCUGUGUACAGGUGACAGAACUGUACCUGGCUGAGAACAGAAAUGGAGCUACCGGAGGCCUGCUGUCAUCACAGUCAUCUCGGUCCCUUGUAGAGACAGCAUACCAGCGCAAAGCUGAGCAGCUAAUGCAAGAUGAGAACUGCUUUAAGUUGAUGUUUGUUCAGAGCAGAGACCAUGUUCAGCUAACUAUUGAGUUGCUUGACACAGAAGAGGAGAACUCUGAUGACCCUGUUGAGGCUGAGCGUUGGACCGACUAUGUGGAUCGGUAUGUCAAUUCUGAUUCUACCUCUCCUGAACUACGGGAACAGCUGGCCCAGAAGCCAGUAUUUCUGCCAAGCACGAGCAGUGUGAUGGAUUUUGAGGAGCAGGCCCCGCGAGCCACAACGUCCAGCCCGAUGAGGGAGGCGGGUGCUAAUUCCAGCAGGGGCUCUCUGCUUUACAGGAACUUGAGGCGGAUCCGCAAGUGUCAGCGGGGUCGGGAGCAGCAGGAGAAGGACGGGAAGGAGGGUAUCAGCAAGAAGCCCUUGGAGAACGUGGAGAGCUUGGACAAACUGGAGUGCAAAUUCAAGCUCAACUCCUACAAGAUGGUGUACGUGAUCAAAUCGGAGGAUUACAUGUACAGGAGGACUGCUCUGUUGCGUGCCCAUCAGUCCCAUGAAAGGGUGAGCAAAAGGCUGCACCAGCGAUUCCAGGCCUGGGUUGACAGGUGGACCAAGGAGCACGUGACCCGUGAAAUGGCAGCUGAAACUAGCAAGUGGCUAAUGGGGGAGGGCUUGGAAGGCUUGGUGCCUUGCACCACUACCUGCGACGCAGAGGACCUGCACUUCGUGAGCAUUAACAAGUACCGCGUCAAAUAUGGCACAAUAUUCAAGACGCCCUAAACUCCUGGGGGAUAGGAAAAGGUCGAGUUGUGGGUGCACAUUUUGUGCAGGUUCAUCAAGGAAAACAAGGAAGAUGCCUUCCUCCCGCCUCCUCCCCAGCCCCUCGCUGUUAUCUCCAUAACAACAGCCACUUCUGGACUAAUUCAUAGCUGGUACAUCUCGUUGCCCCGGGGGGGCACUUUUGGAAAUGUCCAUCCUGAGAAACGGAAGCUGGAACUGCUGCCCAGAGGCUGAGAUCACACACAUGCUCCAUGCCAUGAGGGGCGCUGAGGUGUCCAAGUCGCUGUAGAGAAGCCCAUCUUUCCUGUACACACACCAGCAGCGUUCUCCCAGCCACAUGGGCAUCAGUGACAACUGGGGGCUUUGAAUAGCCUGACAAGAUGUGGUGCGUUUGAACACCCCCUCCCCAAGAAGAAAAAGGAAAAAAAGUCUUGCAGCCAGAGUAUCUUGGUUGGGAAUCUCCAAAAUGCCCAGUCCCCAGCUUCAACAGGAGUAGGCAGCAGACUUUCUGGAACCUUCCAUCGGCUCUCAGGGCUCAGCAGUCCAGAUGGCGGAAACAUUGGCUCUUGAGUUUGCUGCCCCCUUCUCUUUUCUCUCCAGUUCCUUCCUUGCUAUCUGGGUGCCUGACUUAACACAAACCAUUUAAGAUCGGUCAGUCCUUUCCAGUGCCAGUGGAACGAUCGUUUUGUUUGGGGUUUGUUUUUUUUGUUUUUUUGAACCUGCUUGUUUACUAGUCUCUCUUAGUGCCAUGCACCAGCUUUUCACACAAACACUUCCUCUCACCUACACAGUACCCCUAUACAGACAACACAAGCUUUCACAAUAGCAACAACCUAUAUUAAACUGGUUUCCCCCCUCUUUUUUGUAAAUAAAUGUACAUACUUGUCAAAAAUUUUUUGUUUUUUAUUAAAGAAAAAGUAUGCUUGAUGUGCUAGUAUAACUAUACUAGCUUCUUGUGUACCUUAGUACCAGGUGGCUUCAGGUUCAGGUUUUAGUACCUACAGAUGAGAGUGACAGAGACAUUUUUAUUACACUUUCUACCAAAGGGAGUUAUCAUUGUAGUGCUUUGUGUGGAAACUUGUUCCUUUUUGUAAAAAAUAAAUAAAUACAAAAAUACAAAAAUAUUAUUAUUAUUAUUAUUAUUAUUAAUAAUAAUAAUAAUAAUACAUCUUGGUUCUUACCAGAGAAAGAUGUGUUCUUGCUGGUUCCCUCACUCUGUUCUGAGAGAUGUAUGGCUACCAAUUGCGGGCAGGGAGGCAUCCAACCCAACAAAAAAAAUUCUUCAUGGAAAGGGAAAAAAGGAUAUGCGUGUGAGAGAGAAUGAGAAUGUGUGUGUAGUGGGAUUACAUGACUCGUAUUUUAAGCAGCCUAUGUGAUAUAUGAAUGAUAAUAUAUAUCAGAAUUUUUAAAUUCUUUUUGUUUGUUUGUUUUGGGGAGAUUGUUUUGCUGGGUAGUUUUUUUAUUAUCCACCUAGUCUUCCAGCUCAGAGAAUUUGCACUUUUUGAAAGUGUUGCUGAGCUCCCUAGUUUGGGGUUGAUUGUGCUUUCUUGUGUGAUUCUUCUCAUUGUUGAAGAAAAUAUCCUAAAUACCAAACCAGUAUUUGAUAGAGCUGCUCAAGAGAGAGAGAAGAGAGAGUGUUGUGUGUGUGUGUGUGUGUGUGUGUGUGUGUGAGAGAGAGAGAGAGAGAGAGAGAGAGAGCGCACAUGCAAGACCAUAGGAAAAAAGAGGGGUGGCCUUUUGUGGUUUCACCAGUAACAUACACAAGCAGGGACAUUUUUUUUUACUAUAGAUGGCACGAACAAAAACUGAAGAUAUUAAGGUCUCUCUUUAACAAAAGUUGCUGUGGGUUUUGUAGAUGGCAAUGAAGCUAAUAUUUGUGCACUCCUCCAAGGAGGCAUUGGUUGCUUGUACAAAGUGACAAAACCAAGAGACCUUUAAAAAUAUGGCUUGCUGGUAUUUGUCUUCUCCCCAAAUCUGCCAAACUUACAUCUCUCCAGGUAUCCCAGCAAGUAGCUGUCCACACUCUCAGAACAGUGUUGUCACGGUCCAAGGCAAAGAAAUUAGAGAGGAGAAAAAGAGGACCUGUGCAAGUAUCUCUCUCUUCCCUGUAGCUUAAGAGAACAGUGUAGAGGCGCAGGUUGGGCCUCUGCAGUAAGAGGCAGGUUUGCACAGGGGAAUGUGACCUGCAGCGGUAAAAGCAAGGAGUGGAGCCCAGCUGGGGAGUUCUUAUGGUAUGCCAGCAAUAAGCUAACUUACCCAUGUCUCCUUCCCUUGCCCUUUUAAAAGAGGGGGAUGACAACACUACUGUGUCCUGUUCCAUUUUGCUUGUGCUGCUCCCCUGCUCCUCACUCUCGACAGCCUCUCAGAUGUACCUCUUCUGUGUAUAUUUAAACUAUCAGUUUAGACCUUUUUACCAAGUUAGAAGAUAAAACACUUUGCCCAAGUGUCAUUUUGAACAAGACAGGUAGAGCAGGGUGGGAUUUUUUUCUCACCCAGUGUUUUUGAGGGUAAGAAAAACCCCUGCAGCUGCAAAAUAAAGGAGGCCACUGCCCUUCCUGUAGCAGGAUUUCAGAAUUCAGCAUUUCUCUCUCCCCACCCCCUGACCCUCCCAACCCUGAUGUCUGACAUCUGAGCUCCAAGCUCCUAGUCCUGGCCUGUACAAAUAGCAAAAUACUUUCGUUCUUAUUUUAAAUUGCUUUUUGUAUUCUGUAAUGUGAACCUUUUUGCCACCUAUUCAUGUGAUUUCUAUACAGAUGUUGUAAACUUGACUGUAGUGCAGUAUUUCCAUUAAAAUAUCAGGGCUACUCGUGUA
This is a messenger RNA of Podarcis raffonei (Aeolian wall lizard), 7043 nucleotides long. It is a transcript of the gene SIN3A, whose product is annotated as SIN3 transcription regulator family member A. NCBI's taxonomy places the organism in Eukaryota, Metazoa, Chordata, Lepidosauria, Squamata, Lacertidae. The transcript has 21 exons. The record is from RefSeq and is a predicted model, not a curated record. The coding region runs from base 314 to 4231 and encodes 1305 amino acids. Gene Ontology annotation, biological process: negative regulation of transcription by RNA polymerase II. Gene Ontology annotation, cellular component: chromatin. Gene Ontology annotation, molecular function: transcription corepressor activity.